AUGGCAGACUUUAAACCACGAUACACGCCAGGUGAAGUUAAGGAAGAAGAAAUUGUUCGAAUUCCUGACAUGAAAGGAAAUGUCAAGGAAGUGAUGGAAGUUGAGGGGAUGAUUGUCCCUGUACAAGCGAUCAAAAGUGGACAUAUCCCAGAUAUGAGGGAGAACGUUAAAAAGAUUCGCGACAUGAAAUGUCGAGAUGACGAUAUUUUUCUUUGUGCCUACAUGAGAUCAGGUACUCAUUGGGUCUGGGAAAUCACAAACAUGUUGACAACUGGAAAGCUUGAAUAUCUAACACGUCCAAAGGAGACAGCCAUGAUGGAAUUCAAUUACCCGGAAGAUUUUGAUAAAAUUCCAUCACGGAGAACACUGAAUACACAUCUGCCACUUCGUCUACUGCCAAAAGAGGUUAAAGAGAAAAAGCUUAAGGUCAUUUUCGUCCAACGAAACCCGAAGGAUGUGGUUGUUUCAUCAUAUUACUUUCUGCAGAAAUCAAAAAUGAUGCCUUUUCAAGGAACAUUUGAAGAAUUUCUGAUGGUAUUUUCAACUUUAGGGGUGAUGGUAAACUGGUUUGAUUAUACACUGGAGGCAGAGGAAGCUCUAAAAGAUAAGGAAAUAGAUAUGCAUCUUAUCUACUAUGAAGAAUUGAAAAAGAAUCCUGUGCCUGCUAUAAAAAGUCUCUCGGAAUUCCUCGGCACCGAUUGUGAUGAUGAGUAUAUAGCAAAAGUAGCGGAAAUGUGUAGUUUCAAAGGAAUGAAAAAGGCGAAUGAAGACGUUAAAGAUAUUGGCGACUUCAAGUUUGAGAAGGCCCUCAUGCAGGGACAUUAUAGGAAAGGUGAGAUUGGUGACUGGAAGAACAUGAUGACAGUGGCACAAAGUGAACAAUUUGACGAAGUUUUCUCCGAUAGAAUGAAGAACAGUUCUUUCAAGUUCGCCUUUUCGAAGUAA
This is a messenger RNA of Ylistrum balloti, 945 nucleotides long. Its product is annotated as sulfotransferase 1A1-like. The record is from RefSeq and is a predicted model, not a curated record. Gene Ontology annotation, cellular component: cytoplasm. Gene Ontology annotation, biological process: sulfation. The transcript has 6 exons. Bases 1 to 945 code for a protein of 314 amino acids. Gene Ontology annotation, molecular function: sulfotransferase activity. Lineage: Eukaryota; Metazoa; Mollusca; Bivalvia; Pectinida; Pectinidae.